AUGACCGACAGACGUGUUGAUGCUGCGUCAUCCUCCUGGGAUUCAUUGCCGUGGGAAAUUCGUCUACAGAUCCUAGGGCAAAUCUCGCGCCAAAAGCACCGGGGAUGGGCAGCUUCUUGCGCGGCUGUUUGCAAAGAAUGGCAGACCUUCGUUGAACCAAGGAACUUUUACCGACUGAACUUACGGGUGUCAUGUCUCGAGGAAUUCAAACACAUGGUGGUCCGACAAAGACACCUUGUUCAGCACGUCCGGCUGAAUAUUGAACUUCCGCGGUACGGCUGUCGCGCUUGUCGGUGGUACGCGUCAACGUCCUGCAUGAUACACCAUAGCACCGUCGUCGGAGAGGCGAUACAGCAACUCUUCUCUAAUCUGAGCACCUGGAAGCCUACAGGCCGCCUCGUCCUAGAGCUCAACGCCUUCUCAACUAGCGAUGCGGAGCACUGGUUCAAGUUCACGGUUGAUCAUACGGAGCGUGGCUACGACGAUGAUAGAGAUUCAGAGAAACCACUGAAGCGCACUCUCCAAUGGCACGACCCAAGACACGGCUGGGUUUUUGGCCAGCAGGUAGAGGCGCCCUGUGAUAUGGCUAUUACGCGGCUCUUCGACACCGUCUGCAUCGAUCUCCCAUCAUCUCUGCCCGAGGUCGAAGUAGUGACAGGAUUUAUACUGCGUCGAGAGCUUCGACGGCAGAUUCUCCCGCAGGCACUGGAGAUCCUAUUGAAGAGACUACCCCAAUUGCAGAGUGUAGUCUACGAGCCAUGGCGUGUUGCUUCGCGCAUAUUGAAGAGGGCGUGCGACAUUCGUAUCAUACCGAGUCGCGUCAAAAGCCUAUCUAUCUUUGAGGAUCCCAAUGAUCAGCUUCUGUUGGCAAUGGCCUACGAGCCGUCAUAUGCGGACGACAUCAGCAAUAACCCCAGCGCAAGUCCCAUGCUGGUUAGAGCCCUCGUCUUGCGAAGCCAGGAGCUUGAACAUCUUUCGAUUUCCCUCAUGGUCGAUGCCCGGCGGUUCUUCAACGCCUGUCGGCCGUCUCAUAGCUGGCAUCACCUGCGAUUCUUGACGCUCACGUCGUCGAUUCUCCGAGAAACAGCCCCUCGCGAGGAUAUCUCUUCCUUAUUACGCGACGCAGGCGUACUUGCCUCACACAUGCCGCAGCUUGAAACGAUGGUACUUUGGAACAGCAGACCCGGAGAAGCAUGUGCGGCUAUUUACCAAAGAAAGAAAGCAAGCCCAAUAGCCACUCUCACAUGGCGUGGAACAUGGGAUCUUGAGCUCAGCCCUGAGGUGGUCAAGUCUUGGGAGAAGGUUGCCUCUUCCAAUUCCAGCUGCCUGUGGGUCGAGAAAGAGCAAGUGCAAGGUGUUAUCGACCGUCACGGCGAAACUAUGAUCAACUCCCACGGCGAUGCCAUUCACCAUUUGCGCUUGCCGGGCGGAGUCAUCGAUCCAGUAUCGCUGUUUCAGCUACGUAGGGAGGGGACGGUAAAGCAAGUGGCCUGA
This is a messenger RNA of Sodiomyces alkalinus F11, 1494 nucleotides long. RefSeq lists its product as hypothetical. NCBI's taxonomy places the organism in Eukaryota, Fungi, Ascomycota, Sordariomycetes, Glomerellales, Plectosphaerellaceae. The coding region runs from base 1 to 1494 and encodes 497 amino acids. Gene Ontology annotation, molecular function: protein binding. The record is from RefSeq and is a predicted model, not a curated record. The transcript is spliced from 2 exons.